AAAAUUCAUUGUUGUUUUCUAUAACACACCAAUAAUUUAAUUUAUUCAGUUGUCUUAAAGGCUAAUUGGUGCAAUACCGAAAUAAAAUCAUGACUGACAUUAUCUACAGUGAAGCAGAAAAAACUUACAUUCUUCAUGGAAUACAGGAAAACUAUAGAGAAGAUGGUAGAGGCUGUGAGGACUAUAGACACAUGGAAAUUGAAACGGGUGUUGUUUCUAAUACAACAGGUUCAGCAAGAGUUAGACUGGCAAAUACAGAUUUAUUAGUUGGUAUUAAAGCGGAGUUAGGUUCACCAUCUCCAGAUAAUCCUAAUUGUGGUUGUAUUGAAUUUUUUGUUGAUUGUUCAGCAAAUGCUACCCCACAGUUUGAAGGUAGAGGAGGAGAAGAAUUAGCAACAGAAAUAAGUAAUGUUUUGACCAGAGCUUAUAGUAAUUCUACUUCUUUAGAUUUGAAAUCAUUAUGUAUCAUACCAAAACAACAGUGUUGGAUAUUAUACAUAGAUGUUUUAUUUUUAGAGUGUGGUGGUAAUUUGUUUGAUGCAGCUUCUGUUGGAGUUAAAGCAGCACUUUUCAAUACAAAAAUACCAAAUGUCACAGUCAACCAAGAUGAAGAUGAUAUGGAAAUAGAAUUGUCUGAUGAUCCAUUUGAUGUUCAGAGAAUAGAUAUAAAGUCAGCACCUUGUAUUGUCACCCUCAGUAAGAUUGGUCAUCAUCAUGUAGUUGAUGCCAGCCAGAAAGAAGAAGCUUGUUGCUUAGCCAGACUAAUGAUGGGUGUUACAGCUGAUAGUACUAUUACUGCAUUAAAAAAAGAAGGAUGGGGUAGUUUAAAUCCUGAGAGUAUAUUUGAGAUGAUGGAGUCAGGAAAAAAUGUUGGUAAAGUUUUAAACGCCAGUCUGUUGUCUCUAUUAGAAGAUGAAGAGAAAGGAUCCAAACGAAAAACUGUUGGAUUUUUGAAAUAGGAUUAUUGACUUGAGCUAGAUUAAAAUGUAAACUAUGUUAUGAAUUUACAUGGAUUAAUACUCAUGCUCUUGGACUAUGUGUAUGGUAAAUAGCAAGAUAUCAUUCCGGAUAUAAAAAGACAAGAUGUUGGAAUGUUGGAUGUUAAAAUACUUAGUGAUCUGGACAAAUAAAAUUAUUGAAGUAAAGAGGUGCUAAUAUGCUGUACAACGUAAUGCUAUCAGUUUAACCAUAAUUGUACUUUAUCUAACAUGAUAUGCAAUAUACAUACAACAAAGCUUUCAAAAUCUUGAGGUCCAUCUUAAAACAUUUAAAGUGGGUAAAUUUAACUCAUUGAACCUGGCAAAAAUGUUCAAUAGUGAAAUAAAGAAAGGUUGAUGAAAUACCAGUAGGAUAUAGAACUCUCUGGACAACUGUAAUAACUUUUAUUCUAAAAUCAUCAUUAACCAACAUUUAUAAAAUUAUACAGAGAUGAUUCAAUUUUCCGGUAUAUAAUUUAAAUACAGACUUCAUCCUGAGGGUUAAGACAAUAGUAUUAUUAAACUAUUGACUAUAUAUUUAUAUUUAUAUAUAUAUAUAUAUAUGUAUAUAUUAAAUAAAUAUAGUUAAAUGAAAAUAUUCAACAGAAAAAAAAUAAAUUUGAUUACUAGGAAAUGAUAAGGUGCAUGAUUAUGUCUUGACAAAACUUAAAAUGCAUGGUGACUCAAGGUAAGUCACUAAAAAAUUAUAAUUAUCUAUUAAGGUGUAUGAGUGAAAAUUUUAAUACAUUAUGAGACCUA
Messenger RNA from Lottia gigantea (owl limpet), 1736 nucleotides. RefSeq lists its product as hypothetical. The coding region runs from base 90 to 959 and encodes 289 amino acids. The transcript is spliced from 9 exons. The record is from RefSeq and is a predicted model, not a curated record. Gene Ontology annotation, biological process: exonucleolytic trimming to generate mature 3'-end of 5.8S rRNA from tricistronic rRNA transcript (SSU-rRNA, 5.8S rRNA, LSU-rRNA); nuclear mRNA surveillance; TRAMP-dependent tRNA surveillance pathway. Gene Ontology annotation, cellular component: cytoplasmic exosome (RNase complex); nuclear exosome (RNase complex). NCBI's taxonomy places the organism in Eukaryota, Metazoa, Mollusca, Gastropoda, Lottiidae.